Messenger RNA from Mytilus californianus (California mussel), 664 nucleotides. RefSeq lists its product as uncharacterized. The record is from RefSeq and is a predicted model, not a curated record. The transcript has 5 exons. NCBI's taxonomy places the organism in Eukaryota, Metazoa, Mollusca, Bivalvia, Mytilida, Mytilidae. The coding region runs from base 61 to 600 and encodes 179 amino acids.
UUUCUAUAUUCAGCACAACACAUUUAGAUCAAACUCGUUUCAACAAGUACUACACUGACUAUGUUGGCUUUGGUACUCUUUAACGUCGGCUUUGCCUUGGUUGCAGGUACCUUAAGGGUUGUUCCGGAAGAAUGCUAUCCAGUGUUUAGUUGUUCUCGCAGAUUUCUAGAUGUUGGAAGCUUCUUUUAUGAUGGCGAUACUUUAAAAGAUGUCAGCGAAGAAACAGUUGACAAGCUAUGUCAACAUUUGAAGACAAAAACCAUUUGUAAGGAGGCGGAUAAGUGUAAAGAUAUGCAUUUUGUUAUUGACAUGAUGGCUGAAAUAGAAACAGCUGUUUGUGUUCAGUAUAAAAGAUACAUUCAAGUUUUAACACCAUGCUACAAUGACCCAGAGUUCAGAACAAAAUUCGUGAAAUGUGUCCAAGGUUCUUUUACAGGCUAUAGUCCAAAUACGUGUGGGUUUGUGGACAGCCUAAAAAACUGUGCUUCCAUGUUCCAGCAGUGUAAAGACGCACAAUAUGCAUUUGCUGUUCAAAAUAUGCUCGACAAAUAUGGUACAACACUAUGCAAUCUUCACAAAUUCAAUAUUGGAGCAAUUUAAUUUCAGCUCAAUCUUAUAUGAAUUUUGAUCUACCAUGAAUAAAAAUAUCUUGUAACACCGAGAA